Molecule: messenger RNA, 1179 nt
Organism: Tigriopus californicus
Lineage: Eukaryota; Metazoa; Arthropoda; Copepoda; Harpacticoida; Harpacticidae
Product: zinc-regulated GTPase metalloprotein activator 1-like
Exons: 1
Coding region: 38-709 (223 amino acids)
Source: RefSeq, a predicted model, not a curated record
GCAUAGAUUGACUCCGUGUCCGAGAAUCCGAAUCAACAUGGAAAAGAAUCGCUAUCCCUUGCCGGUGACAUUGCUGUCCGGCUUUUUGGGCUCGGGUAAGACCACUCUGCUCAAGCACAUCCUGGAGAGCCGCGAUCCCAACCUGAAAGUGGCUGUCUUGGUCAACGACAUGGCCGAACUCAAUAUUGAUGCUGCCUUGGUGAAGAACGCUAAUGUGCUUCAGCAGCAGGAGAAGAUGAUUGAGAUGCACAACGGCUGCAUCUGCUGCACUUUGCGCGAAGAUCUGCUCCUGGAAUUGACCCGGCUGGCCUUGUCCAAUCACUUUGACGCCAUCCUCAUUGAAAGCACGGGCGUGAGUGAGCCGCAACAAGUGGCCGAGACGUUCACGUUCGACUUUGAGCAUGACCACGACCACGAUGGGGAACACGACCACGACCAUGAGAAAGAACAUCCAGGCCAAAAUGACCAGGAUCAAGAAGCCCUGUCUGACAAGAUCAAGGCCCAGACUGAGAAACGGCAGGACAUGUUGGAGGAGUUGGGCGAAGCCUUGGCGCAAGUGGGUCAGGUCAUCGGACACAAGCCUCACAGCCUGAAUGAUAUCACCCGAUUGGACACGUGUGUGACCGUGAUCGAUUGCCAAGCCUUCAGUGGCGACAUCACUUCGUGUACCACACUCUUGGAGCGUUAUCACGAAAAGGGGCGUGGAUGAGGAGGAUGAUCGUAACAUCGCUGAGCUCUUUAUCGAUCAAAUCGAAUUUGCCAACGUGGUAUUGUUGAACAAGACUGAUCUCGUGCAAGAGAAGAAAUCCAGGCCAUCCGACAGUUGGUUCACGUGCUCAAUCCCACGGCCAAGGUGGUCCUUACCCAACAUUCGAAAGUGCCUUGUGAAGCCAUCGUGAACACGGGUCUCUUCAAUAUGGACGUAGCUGCCCGUAGUGCGGAUGGCUCAAACCUUGCAAGAAGAGGUCAAACCCGAAACGGAAAGUACGGCAUCAGCAGCUUCGUUUAUCGGGCUCGAACGCCUUUUCAUCCGCGACGAAUCCAUCAGUUCCUGGAGAAGUUGUUCCUCUUGGAAUUGGUCACGUAUGACGAAGUGAUCGAAGAAGAAAAGGCCAUGAACGAGGUGAAUCCGAAGCUGCCACCGACGUGGCCAGCGAUAAACCCAUUGAGAAUGAAGAA